UGGUGCAGCUCGUGCCAUGACACUGGUGCGCUGCGUCCCGUGAACGAGCUGCUGUGCUUUUUUCUUUUCUUUUCUACCUCUCUCUCUCUCUCUCUCCUUCUCUCUCUCGCUCGCUUUCUCUUUCCUUCGCUGUCUGGACCCUGCCAUGUCCUAUCCACAGUUUGGAUACCCCUACUCGUCUGCGCCACAGUUCCUCAUGACCACCAGCUCUCUGACCUCUUGCUGCGAGUCGAGCUCCAGGUCCGUGCCGGACUCAAGCAUGGCCGCCUCGGCACAGCCUCCAGUCUACUGCCCUGUGUACGAGAGCAGGCUGCUGGCCACUGCUCGACAUGAGCUGGUCUACGGCAGUCCAUACACCAGCGGCCAGGGCUACGGCAAUUAUGUUGCCUAUGGCACAGACGCCUCAGCUUUUUAUUCACUGGGAGCAUUUGACACAAAAGAUGGGACGGCCUCUGCGCAUGCAGGGAUCACUCAGGCUGCUGCCUACUACCCCUAUGACCCCACCCUGGGGCAGUACCAGUAUGACAGAUAUGGCUCCAUGGAUGGAGGGACCAGGAGGAAAAACGCCACUCGUGAGACGACCAGCACGCUGAAGGCCUGGCUGCAGGAGCACAGGAAGAACCCCUACCCCACCAAGGGUGAGAAGAUCAUGCUGGCCAUCAUCACCAAGAUGACCCUCACCCAGGUCUCCACGUGGUUUGCCAAUGCCAGGAGGAGACUCAAGAAGGAGAACAAGAUGACCUGGCCACCAAGGAACAAGUGCUCAGAUGAGAAGAGAUACGGGGAAGAUGAAGAAGGCUCACAAGAGGAUCAAAUAAAAAGCGAAACGAAUGAUGACGAGAGCAGAAGUCGAGAGGAUAAGGACCUUCAGCUGAGCGACCUGGACGACUUUGACGCCAUCGAGUCAGAAAGCUCUGAGUGUGAGCUGAAGCAUCAGUUCCACAUGAACGCGCACCCGCCCAGCACCGAGCACCUCAAGGACACUUCCCUAAAAUUGUCCAUUGGACCCUCACUGGAGGUGGACCGCGACCUGGCCAAGAGCUGCUUAAAAACCGCAGCUGCCGAAGACCUGGAGCACGACCCAGGUGACAUGCGGCAGACCAAGACCUGCUUCCAGCAAGGUCACCAAGUGCUGGACAACAAACCACGAAUUUGGUCACUGGCCCAGACCGCCACCUCAUUGAACCAGACAGAAUACCCAUCCUGCAUGCUCAGAUGCCAGCCGGCCAUGCCCUCCUCCCCUGAGGCGUCAUCACCCACCAGUGGCCUGGACAGACAGCAGGACUCCCCAGUCACAACCCUUAGAAACUGGGUGGACGGGGUUUUUCAUGACCCCCUGUUUAGACACAGCACUUUGAACCAAUCGCACACCAACACAUCAGUUUCUUGGACCAUGACCAAAGGCUCCAUCCUGGAGAUGGGCGCACCGGAGCGCACGGCAGGAAGCAACGGGAUAAAAGGACACACCAUUGCUUUGCAGCAUCAAGAGGCCAAUAAGGAUAACAUGGCUUUCCCCAAAGCGAUGAACAAAAUGUUUUGCUCCUAACCCACCUGAACAACAUCUGCACAAAGAAAGAUGCAUUUGGAAUAUGCUGUUGUGACAGUUGAUGAGAAAAGAAAUGUUGAUCUGUGUUUGGAUGGGUCCAAAAAGCUAUUGGACAUUUUUUUAAAAUAUGCACAUAUAUAUAUAUAUUUGCUUGACCAUGGGGAAUUGUAUGUAGUAACUGUUCUGUUGACAUUUCA
This is a messenger RNA of Colossoma macropomum (tambaqui), 1743 nucleotides long. RefSeq names its product iroquois homeobox 4a (gene irx4a). The record is from RefSeq and is a predicted model, not a curated record. Gene Ontology annotation, molecular function: DNA-binding transcription factor activity, RNA polymerase II-specific; RNA polymerase II cis-regulatory region sequence-specific DNA binding. Lineage: Eukaryota; Metazoa; Chordata; Actinopteri; Characiformes; Serrasalmidae. The transcript is spliced from 5 exons. Bases 146 to 1546 code for a protein of 466 amino acids. Gene Ontology annotation, biological process: regulation of transcription by RNA polymerase II; neuron differentiation; cell development. Gene Ontology annotation, cellular component: nucleus.